Triticum aestivum (bread wheat) is the source of this 1366-nucleotide messenger RNA. Its product is annotated as BTB/POZ and MATH domain-containing protein 2-like. Gene Ontology annotation, molecular function: protein binding. Gene Ontology annotation, biological process: protein ubiquitination. The transcript has 2 exons. NCBI's taxonomy places the organism in Eukaryota, Viridiplantae, Streptophyta, Magnoliopsida, Poales, Poaceae. The record is from RefSeq and is a predicted model, not a curated record. The coding region runs from base 44 to 1123 and encodes 359 amino acids.
CCUCCCACACAUACCGGCCCGCGAGUUGCAGAUUCAUCAAUCCAUGAUGUUCUUCGCGGGUGUAUCAGUAAUCGUCGACGGCAAGCUCGUGCACGCCACCACCUCCCCGACUACUGCCAGCGCCAGCGGGUACCACUUGCUUGUUGUUGAAGGCCAGUCGUGCACUCCAGAACCUAUUAAGUCUCGCUGUUUCAUAAUCGGAGGCCAUCGCUGGUACAUCAUGUUCUACCCCAAUGACGAACACCUGAACAACAAUGGAUAUAUAACCCUUUGGCUUCACCUCCAUAAGGAAGAGGCACCGGCUACAGAGACCGUGAAGGCACAGUUCAAGUUCAGUUUCGUUGACGAGACCGACAAGCACAAGCCGGCAUGCAUCCAUGGUAGAAAAUUAUCCGAGUUUGAAGCUGGCGGCAACGACGAGGGACGGGAGGCAAUGGGGAAAUCUGAACACCUCAAGGACGACAGUUUCACCAUCCGGUGCGACAUCGUGGUUGUCACGGAAGAAGUGAUCACCACCACCGGACCCACGGCCACCGCUUCUUCGUUAAUUGUGGUGCCGCCGUCCAACAUGCAACGAAACUUCACCGAUCUUCUCCUGACCGGAGAGGGCACCGAUGUGGCCUUCCGAGUCGGCGGCGAGACGUUUGCCGCCCACCGAUGCGUUCUCGCGGCCCGGUCUACCGUCUUCAGGGCGUUGCUCUUCGGUCCGAUGAAGGAAGGCACGUCCGCCAUGGUGCAGAUAGAUGACAUGAACGCAGCAGUGUUCAAGGCGAUGUUAGGGUUCAUCUACGGAGACUCACUUCCUGCACCAGCAGUGCAGGACGAGGACGUCGUUAUGCUGCCGCACCUUCUUGCUACAGCCGACAGGUACGACCUGCUGAGGCUGAGGAUGAUGUGGGAGAAGAAGCUGUGCGAGCACAUCAACGUGAGCACCGCGGCAGUCAUCCUGGCGCUCGCCGAGCAGCACGGCUGUGAAGGGCUGAAGAAGGCAUGCAGCGAGUUCCUCCGGUGUCCAGACAACCUGAGAGCGGUGCUAGCCACGGACGGCUUUGAUCAUUUGUGCAGGAGCUGCCCCACUCUCAUGAAGGACAUGAUACUUGGUGUGCUGCCGCCUGCCGGCUAAGUAGGACUUUCAUCAUCAUAUUGGUCGACAGCUCUUAUGUUCCUGUGAAUUUCCCACUUCCCUUGCUUACUGUAUUUGUCGUCGCAGAAGAAAAAGGGAAUGAAAGUUAAGUACGACUUUGUUCGAGAAGACUCAUGGAUGCUGCAGGCGAUGGGGUUGGUACCAUUUCUGACACUGGAUCAAGGAUCGAUGACGUUUUCUAGCUUGCGACGAAUUGCCAUCUUCAGUAUUGUUUCCCCCUUG